UGUGAUGUUGUCGUCCAACCUCCUCACAACGAGCCACGGAUUACAACGCUAACGAUAUCGCCAAAAAUUUGGGACUUCCUCGAUAGACAUGCGGAACUUAUCAAUGAUGCCUUACGAACCGUCGAGAUACCCGAAAUCAACAAAAAGAGCGGCUUCAUAAAGUACAGGUUAUGGAAUGGAAAAAUCGAAAACUUCUCGAUACCAAAAGAUGGCAUUUCUUUCAAAGACAUGAAAGGCGGUGUUCAUCUUAGUGUAAAAAACGUGAGCUUCAACGGUAUCACAGCAGCGCAGGUGAAGAUCGGGACGUUACCCAUUAGUGGCCAUAUCAGGAUUUCUUAUACAGGAUUUCAUCCAUGGGUUCGCGUUUGGAAGUAA
Molecule: messenger RNA, 375 nt
Organism: Strongylus vulgaris
Lineage: Eukaryota; Metazoa; Nematoda; Chromadorea; Rhabditida; Strongylidae
Source: the annotation of a GenBank genome assembly